AUGGGUGGGAGAACUCCUCUUCUUGUCCUCACCUUUUCUCUUGCUGUUCUGAGCAUUGAGCUUGGGAUUUCUCACGGUUGUCGUGAGAAGGAGAGGAAAGCCCUCAUCGACUUCAAGCGUGGACUUCAUGAUCCUUCCGAUCGUCUCUCCCCCUGGGUCGGGGAGGACUGUUGUGCGUGGGAAGGUGUUGGCUGCAGCAACAUCUCUGGUCAUGUUAUCAAGUUGGAUCUUCGGAAUAGACGUCGAAUGGAUCUAUAUGAGGGCUGCUCUCAGCAGGAAGUUAAUGAUGAUCCAGGAUGCAAAUGGGCAGUGCGUGGUGACAUAACUCCAUCUCUGCGUUCUCUCCAACAACUUAAUCACCUGGACCUCAGCGGCAACUAUUUUACGCAUAAACCUAUCCCCAAGUUCUUGGGAGCUUUCAGAAGACUAACAUAUCUUAACCUGUCAGGUGCAGGCUUCAUGGGUAGAGUACCUGACCAGCUCGGAAAUCUAUCCACUUUGCAGCAUCUCGACCUUUCUUAUAACUGCUUUAGGGAUGAUGAAGGUGGUGGCUUCUUCUGCUUGUACCUUCAGAACACGAGAUGGAUCUCUAUGCUCAAUUCCCUUCGGCAUCUUAACAUGACUGGUGUCCGUUUUACAAAUGCGGCCAACUGGUUCCAAGAUUUGAAUGCACUACCACAUAUACAAGAGAUUGAACUAAGUUCUUGUGACUUGGGGACCUUUCCACGUUCGCUGUCUCAUGUCAACUUCACAUCUCUUAUCACUCUUGAUUUACGAUACAAUUAUAUAAACUCCACCAUACCAGAUUGGGUGUUCAAUAUUACUAGCCUCGAGUUCCUUUAUCUUGGUGGGAAUGACCUGCAUGUAUUCUUUCCUGAUUCUGUUGCAAAGUUAACAUCUCUCAGGGCACUCGACUUGUCUGGGAGUGUGUUCCAAGAUGGCUUCAUGCAAGUAGCUCCUAUAUCCAACAUCUGCAAGCUCCAAAUUCUCUACCUACGCUCUGUUCCUAUCCAUGAUGUGCUUGCCAAUCUAGAAAUGGUUUUCUCUGGAUGUCUUAGGUAUAGCAUGGAGGAAUUAGACCUCAGCAACACCCAUCUCAGUGGUUCCUUUCCGGAUUGGCUAGGGAACAUCAAGAAUCUCAAAUCUCUUAAUCUUUCUUUCAACUCCCUCUAUGGAUCAGUGCCUCCGUCUAUCGGGAAUCUGUCAUUGCUGCAACAUUUGGUUUUAUGUUUCAAUGAUUUGAAUGGGACGAUUUCGGAAGGCAUCGGACAACUGAAGAGCCUUGUUUAUUUGGAUCUCAAUAGUAACUCGUUGAGCUUAUCAGAGUUCCAGUUGGCUAAUCUAUCAAGUUUAAGGUAUUUGGACAUUUCAAACAACUGCAACUCGAGAAAAAAUGGUGAUUGGAUCCCGCCCUUUUCAGCUUCAAGCUCUUUAUAUAACAUGUUUUUUAAUGAAAUAGCCUGUUUUCCAAAAUGGUUUCAAACACAAGCAUCUAUUCAUGAAUUAUAUUUUUCAGGUGCAGGAGUAAUAGACAUGAUUCUUGACGGGCUUCCUUCUGGUCUUGAGUAUUUGGAUCUUUCUCACAACUCUCUUAAUGGAUCAUUGCCUGCAUCUCUUGGAAAUUUCUUGUUGUUGCAUUCUUUGAUUUUAAGUUCCAAUUAUUUGACUGGAAUGCUUCCGGAAGGCAUCAAAUGGUUGAAGGGCCUCGUCAGAUUGAAUCUCUGUAAUAACUCUUUGAGAUUGUCGGAGGACGACCUUGCUAAUCUAUCAAGUUUGAAAUAUUUGGAAAUUGCAUACAACUCUAUACAAUUCAACAAAAGCGGUGAUUGGAUUCCUCCCUUUCAGCUUAACACUCUUUACAUGGGAUUCUGUCAAAUACUGCCCGUGCCUCAUUUUCCGAAAUGGCUCCGAACACAAAACACUCUUUGUGAAUUAGAUUUAUCAAAUACUGGUAUCGAAGAAACAAUUCCCAACUGGCUUUCAUCCAAUCUGCGAUAUUUGUAUCUCUCCAAUAACAGGAUUACUGGUAAGGUGCCACAAUUCUUUCCAAAACUGAAGUAUUUAAUUCUUUCAAACAACUCGUUCUCAGGGGAUCUUCCACCAAGAAUCUCAAACACAAUGCCGCGCUUACAAUGGUUAGAUCUAUCUAUGAAUAAUUUGAGCGGCGGGAUUCCCUUCUCUUAUUGUCGAUCGAGGUAUUUGGAAGGGCUACUGCUUUCCGAAAAUAAUUUGUCAGGAGGUGUUCCUAAUUGUUGGAAAAAUCCCUCAAAUUUACUUCUUUUAGACUUAUCAAGCAACAAAUUAGUAGGUGGAAUCCCUGAUUCAGUCUGUAAUUUGCAAACGCUGGAGUCACUGCACUUGAGGCGCAAUAAUUUAUCCGGGCCGAUUCCUCUUUGUUUAAAGAGUUGCACAGAACUCGUUACUCUAGACCUCGGCCACAACAAUUUUAUCGGGAAUAUACCAACUUGGAUCGGAGAAAGCCUCUUGUACCUGAAGACACUCAGCUUACGCUCGAAUGCUUUCACUGGCAGCAUUCCUCGAUUAUCUUCUCUAGCAUCUCUUCGUAUCUUGGAUUUCUCCAACAACAAUCUUUCAGGAAUAAUACCACGGAGCUUUGGAAACUUCAGUGCAUUAAAAAGCACUCCUACCUAUCAUUGUUGUUACUUCAACAACAAUCAACCCUAUGAGGAAGUUAUGUGGCUUUUCGUAAAAGGAAGUGAAAUCAAGUAUACUACCACCAGUCAACUUUCAAUUGAUACACUUAUUGAUCUCUCCAACAAUAACUUAUCUGGAAACAUCCCUGAAGAGUUGGGGAAUUUGCAUGGAUUGCGGAGCUUAAAUCUAUCCAAAAAUUAUCUUAUAGGUCAAAUACCAAGAAGUAUUGACAGAAUGAAACAGCUAGAAGUUCUCGAUCUAUCAAGAAAUAAUCUCUCGGGUGCAAUUCCUUCCGGUUUGGCAACUUUGAAUUUCUUGAACCAAUUGAAUUUAUCAUAUAACAAUCUUUCAGGAAGGAUUCCCACUGGCAAUCAGUUGCAAACUUUUACUGAUCCAUCUGUCUAUGCUGGCAAUCCAAAUCUUUGUGGCCCUCCUCUCCCUAAAAAUUGUACGGUGAAUAUGACGAAGGCUGAUGAAGAAGAUCAAGAUGAAGAUUCUUACGAGAGUAGAAUGGAAGCACUUUGGUUAUACACGAGCAUCACACUGGGAUUUAUUACUGGAUUUUGGGCGAUUUGUGGAAGCCUUUUGUUGCGACGAACAUGGAGGAUCGCGUACUUUCGCGCCAUUGAUAACAUGUAUGACAAGCUAUACGUGGUGAUAGUAGUGACCGUGACAAAAUACAAAAGAAAGUUACGAUGA
Molecule: messenger RNA, 3354 nt
Organism: Musa acuminata AAA Group (dessert banana)
Lineage: Eukaryota; Viridiplantae; Streptophyta; Magnoliopsida; Zingiberales; Musaceae
Product: receptor-like protein EIX2
Exons: 1
Coding region: 1-3354 (1117 amino acids)
Molecular function (GO): protein binding
Source: RefSeq, a predicted model, not a curated record